Messenger RNA from Cryptococcus wingfieldii CBS 7118, 1158 nucleotides. RefSeq lists its product as hypothetical. The transcript is spliced from 8 exons. Gene Ontology annotation, biological process: endoplasmic reticulum tubular network organization. Lineage: Eukaryota; Fungi; Basidiomycota; Tremellomycetes; Tremellales; Cryptococcaceae. Bases 1 to 1158 code for a protein of 385 amino acids. Gene Ontology annotation, cellular component: endoplasmic reticulum tubular network. The record is from RefSeq and is a predicted model, not a curated record.
AUGGGCUUCUUCUCCUUCUUCAGCAAAUCAUCUCCGCCCGACUACGAGACUGUCCUUUCAAAGCUCGCCUCCGACGUCACAGAGGCAAAGACAAAUCUUUCCGCAAUAAGACUCAGAGAGCGCAGAACAGCUUUGCUUGUGAAUCUGUAUGGUGUCUCGUUCUGGGCCAUAUGGGCAGGCCUUUGGUGGGUCCGCAGCUUGCCGCUGGGACUCAUCAAGACAAAUUACGAGGAGCUGCUCGGGCGGAUAGUCGGUUUGGCUGGCAUCGUGGGGACACCAUUCCUUAUCUGGGUCCUCAACUUUGUGGUUCACGCAUACUUUUCUCGACAGAGAGUUCACGAGGAAACACACCUCAGAAAGCUCCUCAACCAGCAGCGCAAACAAGUAGACGAAAUCAAGAAAGCUACAAAUUACGACUCCACUCGCAAACUGAUCGAACGGUACGAUGAAGCGAACGGACUCGGCUCUCCCAUUGGUCCCAAAACGCCCCAGAGACCUGGCCAAGUAACUCCUCAGCACGUCACUCCAAGCUCGAAAGGUCCUAGUGGUACUCCCAGAGCUCCAGGCCAUCUUGUAGGGGCAGGUGGAACUCCUGGACCCGCACAGCCCCAGACACCUCUUCCUGUCCCCCAAGGAUUGUCCCUCGAACAAGCCACUGCCUUCCACUUGCAAGCUGGCGCUAUCCAACCAAUCUUGCCCACCCCCGAGAAGAAGUGGUAUGACCGCGUGGUGGAUUCUAUCCUCGGUGAUGACCCUUCUCAAGGUAACCAGCACAAGUAUGCUCUUGUCUGUGAAGAAUGCUUCCGACACAAUGGACUGGUCGGUAGCAAGUAUGAAUGGGAGAGGAUGCAAUGGCUCUGUCCCCGAUGCAACCACCUCAACCCCUCUCCCCUCUCUCGCCUGCCCCCUGAUCCGAACCAGCCACUCUUAGCCACCCCCACCCAACCAUCCAAGUUUCAGACUCAGGCCCAAACCCAGGCCCCUUCGACUCCGUCCCACGCCCAACGGUCUUCGGCGGCUUCUCCCAGAGGCCGCCGUCAGAUGGGCGAUAAGGGUUCCCCCAAAUCCUCGAGAUUGGCACAGGAGGUGUUCAACGCGGAUGAUGAAGAAGGGGACGAGGGUAGAAGCGAAGAGGGUAUGGAGGUUGAUGAGGAGUGA